GUUCGAAAUCGAUACGAGGGUUUUGGUUUAUGGUUUGAAAUCUUCAUGCGGGUUCCAUUUAGGGUUCGUUUAUCGGGGAUUUGAAAUCAAUUUGGGGGUUUCUAGUUAGGGUUUGAAAUCGAGUUUCUAGUUUCGAUUAACCGUUGAUUGUGUUCUAAUCUUAGCUUUUUUGGUACAGAUGGAUCCUGCAGAAGAGAGAAGAGAGACAAAGAGGCACAAGGAGUUCAUCAAUAUGCAAGGAUACGUGGCUGAUUCAGAAUACGGGAUUCCGACAAGGUGUCCCUGUGGUGGGAGAAUCAUUGACGAGGUUCGGGGGAAGGACGACUACGACACCCUUCCUGGGAAGCGGUUCUUCACCUGCAAAAAGUACGAGGUAAGCGCUUCUUCUCAUUUAAAUUCUUUCCAUUUAUUUUUGUUUUCAAACGAGAUUCUCAUAUGUGUUUUUGUUGUUAACAAGGCUGAUGGGUUUCAUUACCGUCAGCCUUGGGUGAUUGGUGUACAGGAGCAUAUCGAACGCCUCACUAAGCGUGUGGAGGAGGUUGAGCUGGUGAUCAAGUGGGUGCCGGAGGUCAAUAAUCAGAUUGAGAGACUGGAGGCAGAGGUUAAAGCCCUCAAUCAGGAGGUUGAUAACCUCACUGGGCAGGUUUAUAACCUCUCUGUGCAGGUCGCGGACUUGGAGAAGCUCUGCUUCGACUGAAAACAAAAGGUAACACUGAAGCUUAAUUAGUUCGAGUGCUAGGUAGAGUUGAACUUGAACUGAACUAGGUAGUUGCGUAAUGAAUGUUAAUGAAUGGUUGAGUUUCAAAUCCGUGUAGUUUUGUUUUGGUUGGUAGCAUAAUGAAUGGUUGAGUUUUAAAAACUGAUUUGAUGUUUAUUGAAUGCUCUCUGUGUAGUAGUUGUUUUCUAAUUAACUUUAAUCAAUGGUUGGUAGUUAGAGUAUGUUUAAUUUUUUGUCCUUUCAAAGCUAAAACUAGUUUAAAAUCAUAGGCAAUCCACAUUUGAAAACACAAACCAAAUUUUAAACCCAUUUAUCGAAAAUCAAAAUGGAUCAUUUUUUCCUUAACUCUCCCGGGUUGGUUAACCUACUAGCUUCCCAGAGCAGUCAAACAAUAGACUUAGGGUGUUCUGAGGUUCCUAAACCUGCGUCAAAGUGAAAGUGGACAACCAUGGAAGACGUUGUGCUGAUCAGUGCUUGGUUGAACACCAGCAAAGAUCCAAUCGUGAGUAAUGAGAGGCAGCUAAGUUUUGGAAGCGAAUAGAGGAGUAUGUCAAUGCUAGCCCUCUGCUCAUUGGCUCCAUUCCUAGGGAGUGGAGUCAAUGUAAGCAGAGGUGGGGAAGGGUGAAUGAGCAGGUGUGCAAGUUUGUGGGAAGCCAUGAAGCCGCUUUGAAGGAGCAAGCGAGUGGCCAAAAUGAGAAUGAUGUCAUGAAGGCUGCCCAUGACAUCUUCUUUAAUGACUAUCAUGUCAAGUUCAGUCUUGAACAUUGUUGGAGGGAGCUUAGGUUUGAUCAAAAAUGGAGAUCACACUCAUUGUCGAAAGAUGGUGCAAAGGAGAAAAGGAAGGAACAUGCGGAGGAGGUGCCUGCCGAGGAAGAUGUUAGGCCUCCUCGUGUUAAGGCUAGCAAAGCAGCCAAACGCAAGAAGCACGCAAUGAAGUGCUCCUCCGUUUUAAAAUAUUACAUAUUUACCAAAUAUAGUGCUCCUCCGUUUUAAAAUAUUACAUAUUUUAGAUUUUUUAUGCAUUUCAAUAAAACACAUUAAAUUUGCAAAAAAAUUUGUGAUUAUCUUUUGGAAAAAAGUUUCUUAGCAACACGAAGUAUAGACUAAUAUGGUGGAAACCAUCUCAUGUCUUGGAAUAUGUCAAUAACUACACCAUGUUUAUGUUAAUACAUGCCACAUAUACGAAGUAAAAUUUAAUAUGGUGGCAACAUCAUAAUCGGAUUUAAUUGAUUUUAGGAUUAGUUAAUGGGAUCAUUUUGUAAUUUGAUAAACUUAAAUCAGAUUAACAAAAUCCGACCCGAUCCAGUUGAUAUCUUGCACAUUUACAUUGUUUUAACUCUUCAUUCUUGCAUGUUUUGAUCAUUUAGAUUAGAGAUUGUGCAUUUUAGUUUCAUUUUUGCAUUGCAUAAGUCUUUAUCAGGUGUUGGAGUGUCCAUUGGAGUUCUUGGAGUUACUUGUAAGCAUUUGGGAUCAAAAAGGGAGUGGAAAGUGUUGUUUGAGCGAGUAGAGCACCGGAGCGGGCAAUGGGAGCGACCUACGACACCCGUUCCAGACAAAACGAAGCCAGCGCGACCUCUUGCAUCGGGGUUCGGAACCCGCUCCGAACCAACACCCCGUCGACAACUCUUGAGAGUCGGAGCGACCAAGACGGAGCAAGGUCUGUAGCCCGCGCGCAAAAACGAAGGAACGAAGCUGACAUCUGGAGCGACGUCCCGCAGCGGGGUGAAGCACCCGCUCUGGAAGCAGAGCGACCUGACCUACCCGCGCGCGUUUCUCUUCUUCUGAUCGAAAAUUUAUGUUUUAUUUGGGCAUUUCAAGUUGUUGACUGAGCUCAUUAGGUUUUAGAAGUCAUAUAAAUACUCUCUAAACCUAAUGUGAGGAUCUUAUCUUGUUUUCUAUCUAAUCAAAAAGCCACCUUUAAGUGAAAUAUCUAAUCUUGAUCAAUUUCUCUUGUGUUUACUUGAUUUCUUUGAUCAUUAAUCAUGUUUAGACUUAGAUCAACCAAUGAUCUAGUGUUUAUCAUGAUAAUGAGUGAGUAGUCAUCUUUGGAUUCAUGGGUUAGGAUGAUUAGGAUGAUUAAGUGAUGAUCUAGAAUAUUUAGAGUAGAUUAAUAUGUUUCCUUGCUUGAUUGAGUGAUCUUAAUGUUAAGUUAGAGUUGUCCAUUCUGGUUUAGAACUCUAGACAUUUCAUUGCCCGGAAGGUGUUCGAUGAAAUAUCUGAGUCAACUCAACAUGCUCUUAGCUUACCCUACCAAAGGGAUUUGAUGUUAGGGGAGUUAGGAAAAUUGAAUGAUCCAUUCUUAAAGAUUGCUUGAUUGACACAAACCAAAGGAAUUUGAUGUUUGAUCAUGAGAGUAAAUGAGCUUUUAUCUUGGAAGAGAACUUGCUUAUAAUUGAUAUCUAGACUUAGGGGAAUGUGUUGAUUGAAACCUUGCCAUUUUAGAUUAAAUCUUAGUCAUCUGAAAUCAAAAUCCUAUGCCCAUGAUUCCUCCUUUAUCUUCCCAGAGGCUCGCUCGGAAAGGCUGCUAUACCAUACCUUUUGACUAUUUGAUUGAAAGUUGUUUGUUAGUUGUUCUUGAAACUUGUUAGUUUGAUUGAAUCACCUCAUCUUAUUGAUUGCAUUUAGCUUAAUUGAAAACCUGAAUUCUCUUUGAUUCAAAAAUCUUAGAAAUGGAUUGACAUCUCAAAUACUAUGAUGAUUUGAUUAUUGGACCCUUGAAAAGUCCAUUUCAAAUUUGGCGCCGUUGCCGGGGAUCGAACCCGGGUCACCCACGUGAUAGGCGAGAAUACUUACCACUAUGGAUUUCAUCAAAGGAAUCUUGAAGGCUUUGGAGAAGCAUGUGAAAUGUUCAACAGCUACAUCUCUCAAUGUCCUCAUCAUGGCUUCAAUAUGAAGAGUUUGAUUAGUACUUUCUACAGAGGUGGUUUUCUCAAGUUUAGAAGCCAGCUUGAUACUCCUAGCAAUGGUUUCUUCUUGGGAAGAAGUGAAGCAGAUGCUUUGGAGCUUGUAAAGAACAUGGCUAAGAGUGAUUCAGUCUACAGUGAUGAACAUGAUAGAAGCAACAUAGGCAGUGGAGGUGAUGAUACAAACACCAAGAGAAAGUUAAAGGCUCUAUAAGAAAAGAUGGAUAUGCUUCUCUUGGAUAGAGCUCAACAAGAGAAGGUGAACUUUGUUGGUGAGAAAAAACAAGAAGGGACUGCUGUGCUUAAUGAAGUUGAUGGUCUAGAAGGUCAAGAAGAGUUGUGCUUUGUGAAUGCUAAUGAGACAUGGUACAAGAAGGAUCCUAACUUUCAGUACAACAACUACCAACAAAAACCUUUCUACAACAACAACCAACAAGGUGAUUACCAAGUUAGACAAACUACUCUCAAGGCUUCCCCUCCAAAGGAAAUCAGUCUACACAAGGUCAAGCCAGCUCUUCUACCUCUACUACACAAGAGAGUAGCACUGAUACAAUGCUGAAACAAAUCUUGGAGUCUCAAACUAGAAGUGAGAAGCACAUUGGAUAUGAGCUGAAGAACCUUCACACCAAAGUUGAUGGAAGCUACAAUGAUCUCAACAACAAGUUCUCAAACCUUGCUUCCAACUUCAAAGUUUUGGAGAACCAGUUUGCCUCUAUGAGUAGUAACUCAAAACGCCCUAUGAAAUCACUUCCCGGAACUUCUGAGCAAAACCCCAAGGAGACAAUGAAAUCCAUCACCCUAAGGAGUGGUAAACAAUUGCCUCCUAGAACUCUCAUUAGGGAUAAUGAGAAGCAAGAUGGGGAGGUGGUCAUCAAUGGGGAUGAUGAUGUGGUUAUUGUGGAUGAGAAAACCAAUGAAGAAAUCUUAGAGAAGAUAGUUGAAGCUAAAGGGAAAGGAAAGGUUGGAGAAGAAAAGAAGAUUGUGAACAAGAAUGAAGCUGCUACUUCAUCAAAAGGAGCUCCAUUCAUUCCUCCUCCAUAUGAAGCAAAAAUUCCCUUCCCUGGUAGAUUCAAGAGACAGCUUUUGGAGCAAUACAAAGCCUUGUUUGAGAAGCAAAUGAGUGAGGUUCAGAUCACCAUACCCAUUAUUGAUGCCUUCAUGCUAGUGCCUCAGUGCAGCAAGUUCCUCAAGGAUGAUGUAACCAAGAAGAAGAAAGAGAUGGAAGGGAUGGUACUUCUCACCCAUGAAUGCAGUGACAUUAUACAGUGGUUAACCAUCCCCAAGAAGCUUGAAGAUCCAGGAAGCUUCACUCUACCUUGUGCCAUUGGGCAAUUAGCUUUUGAGAAGUGUAUUUGUGAUUUGGGAGCAAGUGUGAGCCUUAUGCCUCUCUCCACUGCUAAAAAGCUUGGGUUUACACAAUACAAGAAGUGUAGACUUUCUCUUGUGCUAGCUGAUCGCUCAGCGAAGAUUCUCAUUGGUAUCCUAGAAGAUCUCCCUGUUAUGGUUGGAAAUUGUGAAAUUCCUACAGAUUUUGUAGUGUUGGAGAUGAAUGAAGAACCAACAGAUCCUUUGAUGGGGAGACCUUUCUUGGCUACAGCAGGAGCUGUUGUGAAUGUUAAGGAAGGGAAGAUUAAUCUUCAUCUUGGCAAAGGGAACAUCCUGCAUUUUGACAUCAAGGAGGUGAUGAAGAAGCCCACUACCCAAAGCCAAGCAUUCUACAUUGAGGAGAUGGAAGCUUUAGCUGAAGAGUAUUUGGAGGAAUUAGCUAUUGAGAACUCUCUUCAACAUGCCCUAACAGUUGAUAGAGAGACUCAAUUGAUUGAAGAUGAGGAGAGUGCAAGGUAUGUGAGGAUGCUAGACUGCCACAAGGAGAAAAGUGGAGAAGACAACUUCAUAGAGCUUCCACAAGAAGUUCAUCAUGCUGCUUCAGUUGAUCAACAAGAGAACCUCCAAGAAGAUGAUUGGAGUGAACUAAAAGCACCAAAAGUGGAGCUUAAACCUCUCCCCCUUGGUGUAAGGUAUGUAUUUUUUGGACCUAAUGAGACAUAUCCUGUCAUUGUGAGCAGUGAACUGAAUGAAAACGAAUUGGCUAAACUUUUGAAUGAACUUAAAAAGUAUAGAAAAGCAAUAGGCUACUCACUAGAUAAUAUUAAAGGGAUAUCACCUCCUUUAUGCAUGCAUAGGAUACAUCUAGAGGAUGAAUCUAUGACUUCUAUAGAACAUCGAAGAAGGUUGAACCCCAACUUGAAAGUUGUUGUUAAGAAAGAUAUUCUAAAACUCGUAGAUGCAGGUGUAAUCUAUCCUAUUUCAGAUAGCAAAUGGGUGUCUCCCGUGCAUGUUGUCCCGAAGAAGGGUGGAAUAACAGUAGUUAAAAAUGAUAAGAAUGAACUAAUUCCAACAAGAACAAUAACGGGACAUAUGGUGUACAUAGAUUAUAGAAAACUUAACUCAGCAUCUAGAAAGAAUCAUUUUCCAUUGCCAUUCAUUGAUCAAAUGCUAGAGAGACUUGCCAAUCAUCCCUAUUAUUGUUUUCUUGAUGGGUAUUCAGGGUUCUUCCAAAUCCCCAUACAUCCAAAUGGUCAAGAGAAAACGACUUUCACAUGCUCUUAUGGUACCUUUGCUUAUCGAAGGAUGCCAUUUGGGCUAUGUAAUGCCCCAGCCAUUUUCUAAAGAUGCAUGAUGUCUAUUUUCUCUGAACUUA
Messenger RNA from Brassica napus (rape), 6322 nucleotides. RefSeq lists its product as uncharacterized. The record is from RefSeq and is a predicted model, not a curated record. The transcript has 2 exons. The coding region runs from base 4174 to 6291 and encodes 705 amino acids. Lineage: Eukaryota; Viridiplantae; Streptophyta; Magnoliopsida; Brassicales; Brassicaceae.